AUGGUGUUUGAAUUCUUGGAAAGUGGACAGUUCAAAGUAGUGUUGGGCAAGUCGUUUGAUGUGAAGCCCAAGAAGAAGGCCCAAAAGUUCUUUAAUGUGAAGCAUGCAAAUAGCGCUGAUAAAAGCAUCUUUGGCAAGGACGCCAAAUUAGAGAAAAAGAAUGAUAGAUACCAGGUGGAAAUGAAGCAUGCAGACAAACCCAAUGUGAUUUAUGAUGCACAAGUGACGACCGAAGAAGAGCACAACUGCAUCCUCAUUUAUAACGAUGAAACCAAGACAUUCACGCUGGAGCGCCAGAGUGCGCAAAUCAACUUGACAAAUAGACAAUUAGAAUUACCCAAUGGCCAAUUGAACCAUUCACCUGUACCAAAACCCUUUAUACAUACACCACCACCGAUGCCUACAGCAGCAGCAGUAGUAGCAACACCCACUGUCGUACAGCCGCAACUGCAAUUACCCAAGCCUACGACGACUGUUACUGCAUCACCGCAACAGCAAGAGACGCCAGACCAGGAAGACCAGGAGGACGCUUCCGUUGCUGAUGAUUUUGAUUUUGACAUUUCAAAGGACAUGGAUGCCAUUUUGGACAGUGAUGUCGAGGACGACAAGAGCGAAUCCGAAUCUGAUUCAGACGUAUUUGAAGAGAUUGCUGCACCCAUUCCAUUGCCUCCACCAACACCACAAAAUAUGGCUUCACCACUGAGUCUACCUGUAACACCAUCGUUGCCGCCUGCAUCACCCAAUAUACCACUUAAUCUUGCUUUACCUACAACACCUCAACAACAACAACAACAACAACAGCAUCAUCAUCAUCAUCAACCAUCUCCCGUGCAAACCAAUACACCGCCUGGUAACAAGAAACGCAAGUUAAAAAUGGCAUCUGCGCCUAUCCGACAUCCCGGCAUGGCAUCUCCACUCGCAGCUGCUCCACCAGUGACCCAGCCCACCGUCCAUCAGCAGCAAGCCAACAAGCGAUUGAAAUUGACGCACAGUGAUUCGUCGUCUUCGAGUGGUUCCAGUGGUGAGGAAGAGGAUGAUGACGAGUCAAGCUCUGGAUCAGAAUCUGGAAGCACAGCGUCCUCCAGCGGCAGUGAGAGUGAUAGUGGAAGCAGCAGUGGUGAUGAUAUGGAUUUCGAUCUACUGGCAAACGACAUUUCUGAAAGUCUAUCCAAGGGUGGCCCCUCUGCUCCACCUUCACCUCAACAUCUGCAGCAUCAGCCAAGCCGAGUCAAUACCCCUGGUAUGCCAUCACCUUCCAAUUUCCGAAGAUCACCCUAUGAGAGCAAUACGCCUACACCCACCAAUAGACCACCUACACAAAACGGCACUUCAGCAGGGCCCAUGUCCCUCAGAGCUUUAUUCAAAGAGGAUGAUGAGGAAGAAGGGCUAUCAAGUUCGGAUGACGAAGACAGUGAUUAG
Molecule: messenger RNA, 1419 nt
Organism: Mucor velutinosus
Lineage: Eukaryota; Fungi; Mucoromycota; Mucoromycetes; Mucorales; Mucoraceae
Product: serine/threonine protein phosphatase Pzh1
Exons: 5
Coding region: 1-1419 (472 amino acids)
Source: RefSeq, a predicted model, not a curated record